AUGCAGCGACCUCAGUACGUGCCGCCAUCUUCGGACGAACGGCAGAGCGGCGAGAGGCGAAGCUCCCGAGGCGGACGUGGCCGGGGCGAUGCGAGUGGCCGGGGGAGAGGUGGUGGUAGAGGUGGUGGUAGAGGUGGUGGUAGAGGUGGUGGAGGCAGAGGAAGAGGCGGCGGCGGUAGAGGUGGUCGAGGCGGCGGAGGCCCCAACAGAGAGGGCUGGCGGCUGGAGCUGGCGGCCAUCACACAAAACCCCGAUGAGGCCGAGCGAGCUGGGGUGGUGUUCCUGCGGGAGGCGGUCCAGGUCGAGGUGGUCAAGGGCAGCGGCGAACAACAACAGCGGAAAAGAACGAAGCGCGACGGCGAACAACCCGGCGGAAAGAGCGAAGCGACGGUGAGCGGCGGCUCCGGGGAGGCGAGGAGCGAUGGUGCGGAGGGCGGCAUGCGGACGGAAGAGGUGUUGGUGAUCUACGACAAGAUGCCCAAAGCCCGACGGCACAUGCUGGUACUGCCUCUCCGCGAGAUCGACAGUCCGCAGACGCUGAAGCGGUUCCACCUGCCCGUGCUUCGGGCACUCCACGCCACUGCCCUCAAGACCGUAGCCAUGUUGCAGGCCGAGGACCCGUCGCUGACGUUCCGGAUCGGCUACCACGCGAUCCCUACACUCCAGCAGCUGCAUCUGCAUGUGGUGAGCGAGGAUUUUGACUCACGCUGCAUGAACCGGGAGCUGCGAUGGAACUCGUUCACGACUCCCUUCUUCAUCCCUUCGACGGAAAUGAUGGCGAUCAUCGAGCGAGACGGCAAGUUCGACGGAACUGAAUACAAGCGCUACCUCAGGCAGGACAUCGUCUGCUUCCGCUGCCAGCACCGGCCCCGAACCUUUGAUGACCUCAAGAUGAAGGCGAACACGGCACUGCGGCCCUACGUGGCCCCGAAGUGGGCGCAAGAGGCGGGCCUCAAGGUGGUGCCCACCAAGUUCGUGUCGCUGACGUCCUCCACCGGCCCCACCCGCCUCCACCGCUGGCACCUGCCCUCCGUCGAUGGUGUGGAGGUGUGGAUCAAGCGGGACGACGAGACCGGACUGGUGACGUCCGGCAACAAGAUUCGCAAGCUCCAGUUUCUCCUGGCCGAUGCCAUCGACAAGGAGCACGACUGCAUUGUCACCAUUGCGCGCGAGCUGGGAAUCGAGUGCCACCUCAUCCUAAGGACCGACUACACUCCCGAGAACAUCCCCAUCACUGGUAAUGUGGCGUUGGACAUGAUGAUGAACGCCCAACUGCACCUGGUGUCGGUGGCCGAGUACAACCGCGUUGGCUCGCCUCAGCUGCUGAGCGACCUGGGCAAGCGGCUGGAGCAGGAGGGGAAGAAGCCCUACCUCAUCCCCGUCGGCGGCUCCAAUGAGCUUGGCUCUUGGGGCUACAUGCAAGCCACGGAGGAAUUGUGUCACCAGAUGAAGGACCUCAACAUCGAGUUUGAUGAUAUUAUCACAACCAUCGGCAGCGGAGGUACCACCGGCGGAUUGGCGCUCGGCGUGGCACUGAGCGGGCUCUCCGCGCGCACGAAGCUCCACGCGUUCUGUGCCUGCGACGACGAUGAGUAUUUCUACCGGGAGAUCGACCAACUGAUCACCAACCUGGGUCUCGGCGACAGGUUCAAGGCUCGAGACCUGGUCAGUGUCAACGACAAGUAUGUGGGCUUGGGCUACUCAAUCAGCCAAAAGGAGGAGCUCGAGCUGAUCAUCAAGGUGGCGCAGCACACGGGCGUGGUCGUGGAUCCGACCUACACUGGCAAGGCCCUGUACGGACUCAUUCACGAGAUCAAGGCUGACCCAGAGAAGUGGAAGGGCAAGAAGGUGCUGUUCCUUCACACGGGCGGACUGUACGACAUCUACUCGCGGCUCGAUCAGCUCUCCCCGCUCUUUGCCAAGAGCCAGAUACACACCUUCGCCAGCAGCCAGUAA
Messenger RNA from Acanthamoeba castellanii str. Neff, 1956 nucleotides. Its product is annotated as Dcysteine desulfhydrase. Lineage: Eukaryota; Discosea; Longamoebia; Acanthamoebidae. The coding region runs from base 1 to 1956 and encodes 651 amino acids. The transcript has 12 exons. Gene Ontology annotation, molecular function: D-cysteine desulfhydrase activity. The record is from RefSeq and is a predicted model, not a curated record.